Molecule: messenger RNA, 520 nt
Organism: Aphidius gifuensis
Lineage: Eukaryota; Metazoa; Arthropoda; Insecta; Hymenoptera; Braconidae
Product: gustatory receptor 5a for trehalose-like
Exons: 4
Coding region: 74-520 (148 amino acids)
Biological process (GO): detection of chemical stimulus involved in sensory perception of taste; sensory perception of chemical stimulus
Cellular component (GO): membrane
Molecular function (GO): taste receptor activity
Source: RefSeq, a predicted model, not a curated record
UCCCAUCAUUGCUGCUUUCAUUAAAAGCUUUACAAACGUUAUUAUUAUUUUUUUGGCGAUUGGACUCACUGAAAUGUACAAAGCUAUGAAUGAACAUGUUUCUGAUUUGAUUAAAUCAAAUUGUCAACCAAUCAAUUGGUCUCGACUCAAAAUACAUUAUGAAAUGUUGAGUGAUCUUGUCAGAGAAACAGAUCGUGUUAUUUCACCGCUCAUUUUAUUAUCCAUUGGCAGUAAUAUUUAUUUCAUCUGCAUGUACCUUUUAGGUGGAUUAAUUCCAGAACAUGAUGGAAUAUUGAAUGCCAUACACUUUUUUGGAUGGUUUGGAUUAUUAGUUAUUAAAACAGUUGCAGUUAUUCUAUUUGCAGCCAGAAUCAAUGACGAGAGUAAAAAACCAAUAUUAUUACUUUCAAAAUGUCCAGUACAAGGUCCUUCAUUUGAACCUCAGUGGUUACAACUUCAAUUAUCGAUUGACGAAGUUGCACUCACAGCAAUGAAAUUUUUUCAAUUUGAAAAUUUCUGA